AUGUCAUCGAGAGCUCUCAUACAAGGGUCAUGGCGAGUCGCUUGCCGCAGUCCCCGUGCUGUGACCCCCAAACCCACAUGUGCUCCACGACGAUGGACCAGCUCAAUCUCACAAAGACCAGGAUCAGACCGGGUACUAUUCCCCGGAGCUGUCAACAGUAAAUUCACGACAGACAUGUCCUUCCUGAAGGCUUCCGACCUCCCCGCAAUUCCCACAUACCGAGUCAUUGACGCCGACGGCGAGAUGGUGGACAAAUCAAGAGCGGCCCCAGAUGUGUCGGAUGAGGAGGUUUUGACGUGGUACAAAAACAUGCUGUCGGUCAGCAUUAUGGACGUGGUGAUGUUUGAAGCACAGCGCCAGGGGCGACUGAGCUUUUACAUGAAGGUAUUGCGGUUGCUUCUGCUGCUGCUGACCCCCGAUGAUGUGGUCUUCGCUCAAUACCGCGAGGCGGGUGUUUUCCAGCAACGAGGGUACACCUUGAAGAACUUUAUGGGGCAGUUGUUUGCCAAUUGCAAUGAUACGGGCAAAGGCCGAAACAUGCCUGUUCACUACGGACAGAACUAUCCUCGCAUGCACACGAUCUCAUCCCCCUUGGCGACCCAGAUCCCUCACGCAGCGGGAGCCGCCUAUGCACUGAAACUACAGGAUCUUCAGGAUCCUAACCGGGACCGUCGAAUCGUGGCCUGCUACUUUGGCGAGGGCGCAGCCAGCGAGGGCGAUUUCCACGCGGCUCUCAAUAUUGCGGCUACCCGAUCAUGUCCCGUCGUGUUCGUAUGCCGUAACAACGGAUUCGCCAUCUCUACGCCAACCCUUGAGCAAUACCGCGGUGAUGGAAUCGCCAGCCGAGGCGUUGGAUACGGGAUCGAUACCAUUCGGGUCGACGGUAACGAUGUCUUUGCCGUCCACGAAGCGAUGAAAGAGGCCCGCCGGCUCGCAUUGACCGAUGGGGGACGACCCGUGUUGAUCGAGGCCAUGAGUUACCGUGUUUCCCACCACAGCACAAGUGAUGACAGUUUCGCAUACCGUGCUCGCGUGGAGGUUGAGGACUGGAAGCGCCGGGACAACCCCAUCAUCCGUUUGAGGAAGUGGUUGGAGAACAAGGGGUUAUGGAACGAGGAGUUGGAGAAGGAGACUCGUGACUCGAUGCGAAAGGCCGUUCUCAAAGAAUUCAGUGAGGCUGAACGGGAAAAGAAGCCGCCUCUUCGAGAAGCCUUUGAGGAUGUCUACGAAGAGGUGACUGAGGAAGCACGGGCGCAAAUGAAGGAGCUGAAGCGGAUUUUGGAAACAUAUCCCGACGAGUAUGAUCUGCGGCCCUACAAGGAUGGGGUGAAGGGACUAGACUAA
Penicillium oxalicum is the source of this 1344-nucleotide messenger RNA. RefSeq names its product thiamine pyrophosphate-dependent dehydrogenase E1 component subunit alpha. Gene Ontology annotation, biological process: branched-chain amino acid catabolic process. The transcript is spliced from 5 exons. The record is from RefSeq and is a predicted model, not a curated record. Bases 1 to 1344 code for a protein of 447 amino acids. NCBI's taxonomy places the organism in Eukaryota, Fungi, Ascomycota, Eurotiomycetes, Eurotiales, Aspergillaceae. Gene Ontology annotation, molecular function: oxidoreductase activity, acting on the aldehyde or oxo group of donors, disulfide as acceptor.